This is a messenger RNA of Chelonia mydas (Green sea turtle), 3766 nucleotides long. RefSeq names its product GRB2 related adaptor protein (gene GRAP). Gene Ontology annotation, molecular function: protein binding. The transcript is spliced from 5 exons. The coding region runs from base 252 to 1013 and encodes 253 amino acids. The record is from RefSeq and is a predicted model, not a curated record. Lineage: Eukaryota; Metazoa; Chordata; Testudines; Cheloniidae.
AGCAAUGCCUGCCUGCAAGCCCAAGCCGAGAAACAGGAAGCCAAGGGCUUCAUCGCCUCUUCCUGAGCGUCGCUCGGAACAGCCCCCAGGUCUUUCUGGGCCAGUCUGGCCCCUCCCUUCCGCAGCCGCAUCCUCACACCCCAGCUUCACACCGGUGGCGAGGGCAGGUGCAGUGGGCGAGAGACAGGGGCUGGCUGCCGGGAGCCCUGCCGAGCCGGGGAGCCAAGGGGGACCGGCUGCUCUGGCGCAGGAUGGAGUCUGUGGCUUUGUACAGCUUCCAGGCGACGGAGAAGGACGAGCUGCCCUUUCGCAAGGGGGACACGCUGAAGAUCCUGAAUAUGGAAGACGACCAGAACUGGUAUAAAGCCGAGCUGUACGGCUCAGAAGGAUUCAUCCCGAAGAAUUACAUCAAAGUCAAGCCACACCCGUGGUACGCGGGAAGGAUCUCCAGGCAUCUGGCUGAAGAAAUCCUCUUGAAACGCAAGCACUUGGGAGCCUUCCUGAUCCGCGAGAGCGAAAGCGCCCCGGGGGAAUUCUCCAUCUCUGUGAACUACGGGGAGCAUGUCCAGCAUUUCAAGGUACUCCGAGAGAGGAAUGGCAAAUAUUUCCUCUGGGAAGAAAAGUUCAACUCCUUGAACGAGCUGGUGGAUUUCUACAGAACCACAACUAUCGCCAAAAAGCAACAGAUCUUCCUGAGAGACGACGACCAGAACCAUGAGGUACAGGGCUGUUCGGCUGCCCACACAGGUCACUCCAGGAGGGUUGCGAAAGAAGGAGAGGGCAGUGCCCAGCCCAGCAUGUCCACUGCUCACCAGCCAAAUCACAAGGUGAAGAAGCCGAAGUUCGUCCAGGCUCAGUUUGACUUCUCCUCCCACGAUCCGUCCCAGCUGGCCUUCUACCGAGGGGACAUCAUCGAGGUCCUGGACUGCCCUGACCCCAACUGGUGGAGAGGGAAGAUCUGUGGGCGAGUCGGCCUGUUUCCACGGAACUAUGUCCACCACAUUCACAUGUGACCUGCUAGCCAGUGUCUGCCGGGACGCCGGCGCUCCCUGGCUGCCCCUUACAAAAUAAACUGCAAUCCCCUUGCCCUGAUGCCAUAGAGCUUUUAGGGGACAAGUUACCAGAGCACCAAGGACCUUUCCCAGGCUUAAAGCCAUACUGGGGGAUGCCGCACGGGACGGACCUGAACCCUCUGGGAACUGUGUGCUCCGGUGAAUCCCCGUGCGCCGCAGAAGCAGCCUGCACUAGGCAUUUGCGCACAGGGUGUUCAGUGCGACAGAAGAGGAGGCAACUGGUGGUGUAUCCCUUCUUCUUCGUCCUCCGUCUAGCUCCACUGCAAGCCCUUUGGGGCAGGGACCUUUGUCCUCACACCUUCCUGCUAAGUGCCAAGCACACAAUAAACCAUCAUAAUCCCACUGAGUGAGCCUGCUCUCUGAGGGCAAGGCGUGUGGGGCUUGGCUUUUCCCAGCUCCUGGGCUUGUGAGCAGCCAGGUCAGGCAGCUGUUGAGCCAAGAGGAUUAAGAUUAACCCUUCCACCAAGUAUUUCCAACGCGCGUUCCUUUGACUGCCUGCCUCCUUCUAGAAUCAGCCCUUUUCCCUCCCCAGAUCUCAGACAGGCAGGCGCAGGGCCAGGGGCUUUCCAGUGGGGGUUUCUCAUACAGAAGUGACCAACCGAGCACACUGACUUCUGUAGGUGGGCAAAGGUAGGCAUGGUGCCACCAUGCCCAACUUGCCCCAAACCUGCCCCUUGCCCAAACCUCCUCUCCAUUCUAGAACACCAGGGCCCUCGAUGCAGCUGUCCCGUCUCCCUGGCGGGUCCCUGGGCAUUCUCCCUGCAUCCUGAAACUGCGGGGGGGUUUACAGAGGUUUGCCCCCAGCUGCCGUUUCAGGAGACAUAUCUUUGAGCUUGGGCAUCUCUCCCGUCUUUCUCAGCCUGGAGCCGCGAGGACCUGCUUGGAUGCGCUCUGCACUGAAGUGAUCCUGAGCAAACAGCGCGAGUGCAAUCCACAGUGAUUAACGAGGAGGCUGUGGGAGGGGACCGCGCAUUCCUGGCUCCUUUAAUAGGGCUUCACAAAACAAUCAAAGAAGCCUUACGGUUUUUACGGCACCUGGUUACGAGCUAACUCUGACACUCUGCCAGCUGUGUUCCAUCGCUCACCCGGGCUGGAGAGAUUGAAUUCAUUGUUCAUGCAAAUGUAGCUCUGUCCCACCCAGGGCUGGUGUCGUCCCAUUAUCAACGGAUGGCACAAUUCUGGGCCAGAUCCCACCUUGCCAAAGCAGGUGCGAUGCAGCUGAAGUCAGUGGAGUUACAUCCUCACGCCAGCUCUGGAUUUGGCCCAAUGAUUAGAAACUGCACUUGGAUUGUGGGUUGGGCGAGGGGGAGGGGAGGUUGUUUUGGCCCGCUUUAAAAUCCAGCGUCACACUUGGGAAUCUUGCCAAGUGGGAAGGAAGAGAUUAAAAUUCUGUGCCCUUGCAGGCUGUCUCCCUGAGAAGAAAUGGUGUAUUUAAAAAGCAAAGACUGGUGAAACCUGUUAGAGAAGGGGGCAGAGGCAUAAGAUGCCCUUUUUGUUCUCCUCCAACUCACCACAAGGGCUUCAGGGCUUGCUACAAGCUGCGAGCUCAGCGAGAUGCUAUUAAUGGUCUAAACUUAAGGCUGUGGCCUGAACAAAGCAUAUAGCACCUUACAAAUGCCUCUUAUCGUUGAGGAGUCUAACACGUGCUACUUCUAUACUUACCUGAGCCUCACGGAAAAAGUGGCCACAAGAGUGGCCAGCAAACUGAGCUGAAGAAAGAUAAGGGGUCAACCUGGAAAUACUUUCUGAAGAAACAUGUAAUGAAUCCAUGGAACUCACUGCUGCAGGAUGUCAUUCAGGCAAGUGGUUUAAUUGGCUUCAAAAGAGGAUUAGCCACUUCUGUGAAUAAGCAAAAUGUUUCAUAGCUAGGUUCAGAGCUUCCAAGGGGCACCAUAAGUCCAAGUGUUUCAGAGCAUCAGAGAAAUUUUACCCCAUGGGCACAAGUUUUACCCCAUGGAACAGUCAGGUGCAUUAUGGGAGAUCAUCUUCUGCGGCAUCAGGCUUUGGUCAAUGCUGGCAGCAGGGGGCACCAGACAAAAUAGGCUGCCGGACCAUGUCAGUUUGGCAAUUUUCUGUUCAUCCGAACUCAGGCUGUAAACUGGCAUUAGUGCCUUGGUCUUUCACUCAGACUUUGUGCGUUGCUGAUCGACUGAAAACCAGAGGGUAGCCUGGGACUAUAAGGCUACUUCAUUCACAGGCACCUAAGUUAAAGGCUACUGAACUAAUGUUUGCCUUGUCCUGAGUUGGCUGAAGAAGGCUUGAGGCAGGCCUCCUUAGCAACGAAGAACGACCACCGUGGUCCACAUCUGAGCCAAACCUGCGGGCUGCCUCAGCUUGUCAGCUGCACAGACAUCGUGACAGCACCGAGCUACUGAGCCACAGAACCCCCGACACAGCAUCGUGUGCUACCGUGUGAAAUGUCAUCUACCUUCCCGCUCCCCUCCAACUGGCUCCAAACCUGGCUAGGUUGUAAAUUCCACGAGACCAGUCUGAACCCAGAACACGCAGUGGGCUCCUUGUUAAUAUCGGGGGUGCAUUAGGGUGUCACGUUUUGACUACACCUUCAGGGGGAAGGAGAAGCCAGUGGUGGUGUCAGCAGCUCUUUUUAGCUUCUAUUUCCAAACUACUAUUCAAUCAGCUUGAUUUUUUAUCUAUAGCUUGUUUCCUGAGGUCAUUAAAGAAAGUAAAGCAGA